Messenger RNA from Paecilomyces variotii, 2025 nucleotides. RefSeq names its product Pre-mRNA splicing factor PRP21 like protein-domain-containing protein. Lineage: Eukaryota; Fungi; Ascomycota; Eurotiomycetes; Eurotiales; Thermoascaceae. Gene Ontology annotation, biological process: regulation of alternative mRNA splicing, via spliceosome; mRNA cis splicing, via spliceosome. The record is from RefSeq and is a predicted model, not a curated record. The coding region runs from base 123 to 1841 and encodes 572 amino acids. Gene Ontology annotation, cellular component: U2 snRNP; catalytic step 2 spliceosome; U2-type prespliceosome. Gene Ontology annotation, molecular function: RNA binding. The transcript is spliced from 3 exons.
AUCCAUGAGGUCAAAUGUCGGCAGCUUUGAGCUCGUCGAGAUACGACAGUUCGACCUGUUAGACCGUUGCCCCCUCCAUCUUCCCUCGCUUCUUACGACCCGCGCGUGCAGGGUACGACAAGAUGGCGGCUUCAACUGCAAACGGGACCCCCGCGACGCCAACGCUGCCCGAGGAGGUCAGCAAACCUCCCGAGGGAGUGGUUUUGCCGCCCAAGGAUAUUCGAGCUAUCGUCGAGAAGACGGCUGGUUAUGUGGCUCGUAACGGUGCCAUUUUCGAGGACCGUGUCCGCGAAAAGGAAAAAAAUAACCCCAAAUUUUCCUUCCUGAGUCCCAACGAUGCAUACGCACCAUUCUAUCGAUGGCGACUCAGCGAGAUCAAGGAAGGACGAGGGACUGCUGUCUCAGCAGGACGGCCAGGAGAGGCGGCGGCGGCGCCCGAACCAGAAAAGCCUCAAGGACCUGCGCAACCGCCAGAGUUCCAUUUCUCAGCACGAAUGCCGAUUAUCAACGCUCAGGAUCUGGAAGUGGUCAAAUUGACAGCCCUCUUUGUCGCCAAGAGAGGCAAAUCCUUCAUGACGGCGUUAUCGCAGCGCGAGACGAGAAAUUUCCAGUUCGACUUUCUACGACCGCAACACAGUCUCUACCAGUUCUUCAGCCGAUUGGUAGAUCAGUACACGAUAUUGCUACGACCGGACCAUACCGAACUUCCUGAGACGAAGCGGAUAGGCGAGCUGGAGCAGAACGUGAAGAACAAGUACCACAUCCUGGAACGCGCAAAGCAGCGAGCAGAGUGGGUCAAGUACCAGGAGCAGCAGAAGCAGAAGAAAGAAGAAGAGGAGGAGCAGGAACGGAUAGAGUACGCUCAGAUCGACUGGCACGAUUUCGUGGUCGUCGAGACGGUCCUCUUUACCGAGGCCGAUGACCAGGCAGAGCUACCACCGCCAACAUCCCUCAACGACAUCCAGUCUGCAUCGCUCGAGCAGAAGGCAAUGAUGUCUCUCAAUCCCCUGCGCAUCGAGGAGGCCAUGCCCACAGAUACAGACGACCAUGUCUACUACAACGCCUACCCUGCCGAACCUACACCUCAAUACACUCCCUCCCCUGGCCCACAAGUGCAGCCUCCAGCUCAACCUCAACAACCACUCCCCGCAGCUGCUCCUACCCCGUACAACGUACCACAGCCCGCGCCCGUCGCGCCCGUGGGCGCAUCUCGCGAGGAGGAAGAGCGCGCCGCUGCAGCUCAAACGACCGGCCGACCCCCCACCGUCCCAGGCCAACCGCCCAUGCGCAUCCGAUCCGACUACGUCCCUCGCGCCCAGGCUCGUCGUCUCAACAACGCCGGCGCCACAGCCCUCUGCCCGAACUGCAAACAGCAAAUCCCCGUCUCCGAACUCGAGCACCACAUGCGUAUCGAACUGCUCGACCCCCGCUGGAAGGAACAACGAGCCAAGGCCGAAUCCCGCAGCGCAACCACCAACCUCUCCACCGUCGACGUGGUCAACAACCUCAAACGUCUCGCCAGUCAGCGCAGCGACGUCUUCGACUCCACGCCCAUCGUUCCGGGCGAAAACGUCCCCGAGAGCGAAGAAGAAGCCCGUCGAAAGAGAAUGGCCAUGGGUGCGCAGAUGCCUGCAUACCCUGGUGCUCCUCCCCCUCCCCCCGGUGCUGUCCUGGCGUUGGCCCUACCGUCGGACCGCCUGGCACGAAUCCGCAAAAUAUGGACAUUAAUGAACAGAUCAGACAUAUCCAUCAGAGAUAUGGACAAUAGAAAUGCCAAAAGAAUAUGCAGGAACAAAAGUCGUGUCGUUGCAGUGGUGUGGAGUAUGCAGAUAUUCUUCUAAUCGCGGUUUAAACGGAGUUCUUCUCAUUAUUAUCGGUGGGGGGUUAUUUUUCUUCUUCUUUGAAACAGGAAGAUACGUCAUGUUGUAUAAGUAGUUCUCUCAAAUACUUCGCCUCACUUCUUCAGAUAUCUCAGAUUGAGCGAGCACGAAUCGAACUUGACUAUGAUUCAAUCUACUUGAAACC